This is a messenger RNA of Hippocampus zosterae (dwarf seahorse), 5117 nucleotides long. It is a transcript of the gene ift140, whose product is annotated as intraflagellar transport 140 homolog (Chlamydomonas). Gene Ontology annotation, molecular function: protein binding. Gene Ontology annotation, biological process: intraciliary retrograde transport. NCBI's taxonomy places the organism in Eukaryota, Metazoa, Chordata, Actinopteri, Syngnathiformes, Syngnathidae. Gene Ontology annotation, cellular component: ciliary basal body; intraciliary transport particle A; axoneme. The record is from RefSeq and is a predicted model, not a curated record. Bases 449 to 4798 code for a protein of 1449 amino acids. The transcript is spliced from 31 exons.
GUGACUCGUCACAUUUCGGCCAUGUUCGUUAAUUUCCGUAACUCCUCCUCCAAUGCAACCUGGUAUGUUGUUAGGGGCAACUGUCAGAGACGCUAUUGUAGCCACACAGGGCAAAACGUUUUCCAAGAAUGCCUGAAAAUUAACAGCUAAUUGAGUGGUGUCGGCAAGCCUUGAAAGAAAAAUCCUCGUCCGGUCCUGUUGUUUAGAAGAGCGCCAUUGAAGGCUGAGGCUAAGUUUGGAUCAUGAAUCCAAGCUAGCCGAGGUGGGGAAAUCCAAAAUGGAUGCCGCCUGGAGUGAUUUUGUUGAGUGAGCUGCCUAGAUGUAGAGUAACACCGUUUGGAAGGAAAGACGCUUGCGAGGGGGUCGAAGCUCACUUGGUGCCCUCCUAUGUGGAUUUGGUGUGUCAUUUAUCAGCCAUCUUUCUAACCCACUUUGGUACACUGAGGACAUGGCGGUGUAUUUCGACCACCGUGUUGAGACCCCUGAAAAUUGUGAGGACCCCUCUCAGUUGACGUGGCACUCAGCUCUGUCCAUACUGGCUGUGGCUUCAAGAAACUGCAGCACUGGAGGAAAUGUUAACAUCUACUUACAGCAGGGAGAGCAUGUGGAGAGCUGCCAUGUUGAGCGUCCUCAUCGGCCCACGAUGCUUUGCUGGCAUCCCAUAAAGCCAGUGUUGGCUCAGGGCUGGGAGAAUGGCGAGGUGCUGCUUCUGUUACACCCUUCCGGGGAUCAAAAUGUCCUGCCGAGCACGCACACGGCGCACAUCACACUGCUGGAGUGGAGUAGCUCUGGAACUCGCUUGGUAACUGGGGACCAGAGCGGAACUGUAGCCGUUUGGAAGGUGGAUGCCAGAGGGAGACUUCAAGGGAACCAUCAAGUGAAGCAUGCAUACAACUCCCCCAUCACUUGCUGUUUAUUCAAACCAAGUUUGCCUGGAGAUGACGUGAAAAUGCUGGCCCGUGCAUCAGUGAGUGGGGAUGAGAACGCUUUGGACAUGUUCAGCUGGAAGGGGGCGCCUCUCAAGAUGGGGCCGCAGGAGGGCCUUGCUUUCUAUGUCAGCAGUGCAGAUGGUAAUGUACACAGUGUGGACGAGCAUGGGAAAACAAGCCUGCUCCUCAGUAUGGACGGCGCCAUCAAGAAAAUGUUCUACCUGGAGACCAGGGAGGUGCUUACAGUGAUCACUGACACGAUGAUGCUGUCACAGUACACUCUGGGACCAGAGGGCGACGCCCAGGAAUUUCAAAAGGUCAAGCUGAGCAGUAAGAGUGGCCAAAGCGUCGACAUCGUGUGGGCACAAAAUGGUCUUGUUAUCACAGCCACAGGGGAGCAACUCAUCAGGUUAUGGGAUCUCGAGCGAAACGAAAACUACGCAUUGUCUCUUGAUGAGACUCUUGGCUUUGAGAGGGGCGAGAUGAUCAACUGUGUUUCCUACUGUGCAGGAAAAGAAAUUCUUGCCGCUGGCACCAGUCACGGACGCAUAGCGAUGUGGAAGAUGGCGGUGCAUCCCGACCGCAGCAGAAGUGACACAAAAGCCCAGUGGAAGCUUCAGACUCCCACGGAAAUAGAAGGAAACGUCACUCAACUGCAGUGGGGCGCCAGUCUGAAUCUGCUGGCAGCCAACAAUUCCACCACCGUGGUCAUCCUGCACGAGCACGUAAUGUCAGCCCACUGCAGCCAGCAGGUGGCAGCGGUGCAGUUGACGCCGACCCAGCUCAGCAUCACCCAGUUCCACACAGGGCUGCACCUGGCUCUGCAGUCCGAAAUGCACAUCAAGGGAGUCUGUGUGACCAAGGAUUCUGCAACGGUUUGGAGCGGCAAACAGGUCACUGUGUUUGAGAUGUCAGGGGCUGCCCUACAUAAUAAAGGAUCAUUCCCUUGUGACUCCCACGUCGUAGCUGUACAUGGCGAGAACCUUUACACCGUGGAACCUAACCGAGUCCAGAUUCGCACACCGCAGGGCACAGUGAAACAGCUCUUGAAUUUCUCCAAAGCGGAGGGCAACCCAGUGCUCCUCAGUGUGUGCCAGUCUUACCUAGUGGUCGGCACAGACACGUCGCAUAUCAGAGUUUUUGAUCUGACCCGAAGAGAUGCUAAAGCUCACUGCAAUGCGAAGAACCUGACUGACCAGAUUCCCAAUCUGGGAGCCCUGCGUUCAGUCAAGUGUAAUGCCAAUGGCAGCCAAGUCAGCAUCUUAAUCACGCAGGUGAAUGGUCGACCUGACCAAAAAGUGUACUUCUAUGACAUCGAAAUGGACACAAUGACACACUUUGACUUUUUCACUGGCAGACCACCCAGUGGUAUCUCGCAGCCCGAAGACGGUGAAAGACAGCAGUUUCAGGAGAGCGAGCUUAGUGGCCGAUGCCCUGUAUCGCACUUCUGGGACGAGAGUGAACCUCGACUCUUUGUGUGUGAGACUGUGCCGGUCAGCUCCGAAACCUCUUCAUCUGGUUACUGGGACAUGGUGGACGUGUCAGUGGUGACGCUCUUCUGUACUCAGGAACAUGGCCUCCUCUUGCAGGACUGCUACCCCAAACCAGCAGGACUACAGGCCCUCCUUGCUCUUGACGUGCCUUACUAUUAUUUCAGCUGCAAGCUAUUAUUUCGGAGGGGUGGUGUCUUCCAAUCAGAAGAGGUUUCCGCCACGUCAGCACCAGCAAAUCAGAGCCAGCCAUCACGAGGGUCCGUAGCCCUCUUCCCCCAAAUGGUCUCCAGGCGAGCGCUCAGGGACUUUGAAGGCCUGGAGAACUGCGACAAGUCCACACGUGACGCCAUGCUCAACUUCAGCUUCUACCUCACCGUCGGCCACAUGGACGAAGCAUUCAAGUCCAUCAAACUCAUCAAGAGCAAAGCAGUAUGGGAAAACAUGGCGCGCAUGUGUGUGAAAACUCGGCGGUUGGAUGUGGCCCGAGUGUGCCUCGGCAAUAUGGGAAAUGCCAGGGCAGCGAAAGCUCUGAAGGAGGCCGAGGCAGAGCCGGAGCCAGAGACCCACAUUGCGGCGUUGGCCAUUCAGCUCGGCAUGCUGGAAGAUGCUGAGAAGUUGUACAAGAGCUGCCAACGCUAUGACCUCCUCAACAAUCUCUAUCAGGCGGCUGGCCAAUGUGAGAAGGCGCUAGAAAUCGCUGAGAAUCACGAUCGCAUCCACCUACGCACCACCUACUAUAAUUAUGCCCGCUAUUUGGAGUCCAUGGGUGACAAGAGCUUGGCCCUGGCGAAUUAUGAAAAAUCCGACACCCACCGAGUGGAAGUGCCCAGAAUGCUUCAAGAUGACCCUUUGUCUUUAGAAAUCUAUGUUAAGAGGAUGAAAGACAAGAACCUUUACAAGUGGUGGGCCCAGUAUUUGGAGAGCCAAUCGGAAAUGGAUUCAGCUCUGGACUUUUAUGAAUCUGCUCAAGAUUACCUCUCCCUGGUUCGAGUUCACUGCUACAUGGGGAACGUUCAGAAGGCAUGUGAAAUAGCCAUCGAUACAGGUGACAGGGCAGCAUCCUACCACCUGGCUCGGCACUACGAGGGUCACGAGGACAUCAAACAAGCUGUGCAUUUCUACACUCGAGCACAGGCCUACAACAACGCCAUACGACUCUGUAAGGAGAACGGUUUGGAUGACCAGCUGAUGAAUCUGGCUUUGCUCAGCAACCCGGAGGACAUGAUGGAGGCCGCCUGUUACUACGAGGAGAAAGGCGUCCACAUGGACCGAGCAGUUUCACUCUACCACAAAGCCGGUUACGUCUCCAAAGCCCUGGAAGUGGCCUUCGCGACAGAGCAGUUUGCGGCACUUCAAAUGGUUGCCGAGGACCUGAAUGAAAGCUCGGACCCGGCUCUCUUGGCGCGCUGCUCUGAGUUCUUCAUCAAACAUUCCCAGUAUAAAAGGGCUGUGGAGCUGCUGAUCGCGGCAAAGAAGUACCCUCAGGCCCUGGAGCUGUGUGUAAAUGAGAACCUGACUAUCACGGAGGAGUUUGCAGAGAAAAUGACCGCGACGGAUUCAAAAGACUUGUCUGAAGAGGCUCACAAGGAGCUACUGGAGAAGAUAGCCGAAUGCUGCGUGCGUCAGGGAAACUACCAUCUGGCCUCCAAGAAAUUCACACAGGCUGGAAACAAGCACAAGGCAAUGAGGGCACUGCUGAAAUCAGGCGACACAGAGAGGAUUGUACUUUUUGCAAACGUUUGCCGUCAGAAGGAGCUUUUCGUCAUGGCCGCCAACUAUCUUCAGUCUGUAGACUGGAAAAACCCAGAGAUCUUGAAGACCAUCAUUGCUUUUUACACAAAAGGGAGAGCACCGCACCUGCUCGCUGGCUUCUAUGAAACCCGUGCACAGGUGGAAAUCGAUGACUAUCAGAGCUAUGAGAAGGCUCUGGAUGCUUUGAGUGAGGCGGUUAAAUGCCUCUCCAAAGUCAAAAACUCAGAUGGACAACAGGAAGCCAAACUGGCCGAGCUGCAGCGAAAAAUCACUCUCAUUAAGAGAUUUGUCCACGCCCGCAAGUUGAAAUCCGAAAAUGGUGAGGAGGCACUGAGCAUUUGUGAAGGCUUAUUGGAGGAGCCCGAGUUAGACGCCGCUGUCAGGGUUGGCGAUGUUUUUGGUUUCCUGAUCGACCAUCACUGUCAGCGCGGCAACUUCAAAACUGCCUAUAGCAAGCUGGAGAAGCUCCAGAAUGUGGUCCCUUCACAAAAUAUCAGAUACUAUGUUAAACAGCCCACCUUGGACGCCCUGCACAAACACAUGGGUCUCACAAUGCAUUCCGGGGACCAAAAACAUCACGAUAAAGAGGAUGAUGAAGUGGAGGAGGACUUGAACGUCCCCUAAAAUCCCAUGAAUGACCUCAGAUUUUUUUCUAAUGAAAUAUUUUUCCCGUUGUGUCACUGGGUGGCGCUGUUGUCUACAUAUAGAAGGCAUGUCCGUUUGUUCAUGUCCUCACCGGUGCAAUUUAAUAAUAGCAAAACAGAUACAAUACUUGUCAAUUUUUUAUACAUCUCUUCUAUAGCAGUGUGUGCAGAUAUGGACUUUUAUUGUCGUUGUCUAAGCAUCAUUUUGUGUUCACAUUUUACAUGAAAAAUAUACAAUCAAGUCCAUUGUUUGCUGUAUGUAUGUAAAUAAAUGUUUUGAAUCUUUUCUACAAAGAAAA